AUGUUGGACUCCAUAGAUAUCAACCCUGGUAGCAGACCCUUUGAAGGUGUCUCCAGCGCUACAAGCUGGUUUGAUACAAUUAACAAAGGCCGACGUACCAGCAGUAGUAAUAAUAACAAUAAUAAUAAUACUACUACUAGUGGUGGUGUUGGUGUUACUGCUGCUAAUAGAAUAAAGUCAAGUACUUCUUAUGCACAUGCCAAUGCGGCAGCUUCUCCUAUGAGACAGUCAACAUCUUCUUAUUCUAAUAUGUACGCUAAUGCGAUGGAACUCACACCAUCCACUAUUCGGCAUAAUGAAGAUAGCACGGGAUCUCCGCGGGGUAUUUUAAGUACUACACAAUCUCCAUUACAAGAGGUACCAGAGACUUCAAACGAUAAGUCCAUCACCACAACUGCAACUACAACAACAACACAGUCUCAUACAUCUACAUCACAAACAGCAUCGCCACUACUUCAUGGUAAAAGUAAGAAUGAUAACAGUACAACGAGUAGUCAAAGUCGUCUACGCUCAAGACAUGAUGAUCUCUACGAAGAUGCUAUGCGAGCACAACUUGCGAAGCGUCAAUGGGCUGCAGUAGAGCAGAUGCGACAGUCAAUGUUGGAAACAGCACGAGUGGAAAGAGAUUGUCCAUUUAAACCACGUCUUUCAGCUUACGCGGCGAAAAUACGAAGACCAGCGGAAUUAUCCCCACAAAACCGUAUUUAUGAUGAACUUAUUCGAAAAGAAGAAUGGCAUGCGAAAAAACGUCGAGAGAAUGUAAUACAAGAAUUACAAGGAUGUACAUUUCGUCCAUUAACCGUAAGGGCGGCAACAUUAAAGUCUUCUGCAUUGGUACAUGAUUCGCAUAUAUUUAGCGAACUUUAUGAUCAUCACAAGGAACAAAAACAAUUUAGAGAGGAAUUACAACCCUAUGUUGUGGAACAACUAGAACGACAUAUGUUAUUUAAGAAUCCUUCUAAUAAAACAGUUUCAGAAGAUAAAAUAAAUACAGUGGUGGAACGUUUGUUUUCUCGAGGUGUUGUUGUUCAAAAUGAAAAUGCCAAACAAAAACAAAAACGUCUCUUAUCACCAUCUUUCAAACCUACUGUGAAUGCAGAAUCAGAGCGCAUCGCCGCGAGACAACGUGAAUAUGGUCAAGUUCCAGAAGAUGUGGUGGAACGAUUAUUUAAUCCUUCACCAUUACUACAACAGAAUAAAUAUCAUAAACGUGAAGAAGAAGAAGAACGAAAGGAUGUUAACUUAAAGUUAUUACAAUCCGAAUAUGAUAGAACUCUUCGACUCUUACUUCAACGUGAACGUCGAAAAACAUUUGUUUCUGCAAAGUUUGAUAUACUUUCAGAUGCUAUAAAUGCCGAACGACGUGGUCGUGAUGGACCUGAAAGAGUAAAGAAUGAAUAUCUUGUUGAAGAAAUUACAAGAGUUGCUAUUCUUUUACUCUCACCAGGAGAAGUAGAAGAACUUUCUGAUAUUCUUGCACAAAGUAAUCAUACAGUCAAACUUAAUAAAGAAAACUUUAUGCUUCUCUGUGAAGAGGCCAUAGAGGGACUUGCUGACCCGAGUACGAGUUUACUGGGUCGCCUACCACCUCCACGUUUAACAACAACAACAACAACAACAACAGGUACCGAUACGGCUUUUAAUACCGAUAUGAAUACACAAAAGCCACAAUAUCGUUCUACUUUACGUGAGAUUCCAUCUCCUGAGGAACUGGAGCGACUAAAAGCUAAACGUGCGGAACGACGGCGUAAGGAGGCAGAAGAGGAGUUACAACGACGUCGCGCUAUUGAAGAAGAGGAACAACAACAAUGUACAUUCCGUCCAUCCCCACGACGAAAGAUACCACAUGAGUGUCGUGCUGAUUUUAAUGUAGAGGUGAAAACAACCAAAGCUGCGGCAUUACGACGGGCGUAUAUUCAAAAAACAUUGGAAGCAGAAGAUGAGGUUUCUGCCUCUGAUUUACCUCCUGUAUCCAGAAAAGAACUAUUUCGAACAGUGGUACUUAAUCCACAUGUUCAACCACGUCGAUCGCAAAGUGUUGGUGGACAUUCUCCUUCCACACAAGCUCAUAUGCAUAUGCACACCAAAGCGGCCCUCGCUUUACCAGUGGAGUCAUCUCCUCCUGUGAAGACAUCAGAACCGAAACGAAAUAAAUAUGAAGCUAUGAAUCGCAGUUGUAGCAGUUCUCACGCGAUGCGUAGUCAUUCAAAACGGAGAGAAAACACUGUUGCUGUUGGUGCAGCUGGUGGUAUUUCAGAUCACAGUUCAGAAGAGGCCGCUGUGGUUUCUCCCAGUACUGCACAGCCACGUCUCUAUCGCGAUGUUGUUUCUGAACAUGCUGCAUUUGGCCGCGAGGGUGCCCUCACGGAAUUUGGCCGGGAGCUUAUUUUAAAGCAACUCCGGGAGUAUAGACAAAGGCGUUAA
Messenger RNA from Trypanosoma theileri, 2424 nucleotides. RefSeq lists its product as uncharacterized. The transcript has a single exon. NCBI's taxonomy places the organism in Eukaryota, Euglenozoa, Kinetoplastea, Trypanosomatida, Trypanosomatidae. The record is from RefSeq and is a predicted model, not a curated record. The coding region runs from base 1 to 2424 and encodes 807 amino acids.